Messenger RNA from Trichechus manatus latirostris (Florida manatee), 2984 nucleotides. RefSeq names its product dynein axonemal intermediate chain 3 (gene DNAI3). The coding region runs from base 72 to 2645 and encodes 857 amino acids. The record is from RefSeq and is a predicted model, not a curated record. The transcript has 22 exons. Lineage: Eukaryota; Metazoa; Chordata; Mammalia; Sirenia; Trichechidae. Gene Ontology annotation, cellular component: inner dynein arm. Gene Ontology annotation, biological process: cilium movement involved in cell motility; inner dynein arm assembly. Gene Ontology annotation, molecular function: dynein heavy chain binding; dynein light chain binding.
GCCGAAAAAAGGGAGCACCUGGCAAAAAGAAACAAGUGCCAUCUGAUAAUGAAGAACAGGUGCCUGUAUCUAUGGAGAGCAUGGGUCAUCCUGAAAUUUUUCCUUUAGUAUUAACUACCAAGACUCAGGAAAUAUUUAACUGCCGAGUAAAUGAAGAUUUCACAGGUGAACAACCUUAUAAACUUCUCAAAAAAGAAGAUAUUAUUGAGGACUUGCACAACAGAGCUGCAGUAUCUGAUUUCUACCCAGUCAAAAAAAUUGUCCAGGAAUAUCCUGGAAGUGAGCUUCUGCUUGUUUAUGACAAAGACUUCAAAUAUGGACUUAACUUUUAUCUUAUUGGAACUGAAGAGGGCAAGGAAAGCUAUUUAAAUGCCUCAGAAGCACCAGAAGAACCUGAAGAACAUAAAGAGCAUGUUAUUGAAGACAUAUAUGUUUAUAAACCCCCUGUCUCUAAACCAUGGGUUUCUUUGGGCAGUGAAAAAGAAAUUGAGGAACAAUCAGUUAAAGAAUCUACAAAGCAGAUUACAUAUAUGAUAUCUCGGAAACGAAGUGCAUUUGGAGCACCCAUUAAGUUCAGUGACCAUAAUGCUUCCAGUAUAAAAGAUGCCUAUAUUGAAUGUACAGCCUACCCAGAUAAAAACUUUACCGUUAAACAACUUGAGAAAGAUGUUGGCAUGCAAGUUGUCCCCAAAGUCAAUGACAUAAGUACUCAGACAAAAUGGACAUAUCCCAAAAAUGCUAGUACACAAUAUUAUCCAAGAGAAUUCUCAGAAGAGGAAAAAGAGACACUCGGACAAUCCAAAUCUUUGACUGAUUUUCUUAACAACAUGUCUGUAAGUGUUGAAAUAGCCCUGCAACAAAAUGAAAUCAUGAACGCAUUUAUUGAUGACUGGAAAUGCCUGGCAGAAGAAGAAGGCACCUUUGGGGACAAGACUGAUACCCACCUGAAAGAGUACCAGUCCUUUACUGACCUUCAUAAUCUAACAGAGAAAACUAUUACUUGCGUCUCAUGGCAUCCAACUAUCAACGGGCUAAUAGCUGUGUCGGUGGCCGUGCGGCUUACCUUUGAAGACAGAGUCCACUCUUCUGGCAAAUUGUUGUUGCAACCAUCGCUAAUACUUUUCUGGAGUUUCUCUGAUCCCAUCCAUCCUCAGUUAAUGCUGGAGAGCCCAGAUGACAUCUUCUGCUUCGAGUUCUGUCCCAGUGACCCUAAUAUCAUUGCUGGAGGCUGUAUAAAUGGACAGAUCGUCUUGUGGGAUAUAACAGCCCAUGCAGAUCGCAUAGAAAACAUUAAGACAGGUGUUAGUAGAAGUAAAAAAGCUACACUCAAGCCCAUGUUUCUCCUUGAACCAGAGAGUAAUAAAGAAGCAAUGUAUAUCAGACACUGUGCUGUCUCUUCAAUAGAAAAUGGCCAUAAGAAAGUAAUUACAGAUAUACAUUGGCUGUCUGACACAUUUGAAAUUAACAGGAUGGGUUCUGUCUUUGAGAAUCGAAGUGAAAUAUGCUGCCAACUUGUGACAUGUUCAGCAGAUUGCACAAUAUGUUUUUGGGAUAUCAGACCACAGAAAAUUUUAACUCCCCAGCCAACAGAGAAAAAGAAAGAAGAAAGCAUUGAAAUUCCUUAUGAUAUACCAUCUACUUUUUUGCAUCUAGAUCUCUCCUGGAAACCUCUCACUAAGAUAAGGCUGUCUAAGGGUGAAACAAGUUUAGAACACUGCCCAACCAAGAUAAGCCUGAGUGAAGAACAUCUCCUUUACAAAUCGCAAGAGAAAGUGUUAGUCCAGGGCAAAGCAACGAAGGUAGGAGAAAUAAACCCAUACCAGAAUCUGGAAGCUGGGCUGGCCAAUCCUCUUAAGCCAAUAGAAGACUUCUCCACAAAGUUCUUCACGGGAACAGAGGAAGGUGAAGUGAUAUACACAGACUGGAAAAUGGAAAGAGACCCUGACACUGGACGAUUGAUGGCAAAGAAGCCAGUUAACCUCUACACUGUCCAUGAUGGAGCUGUCCACACUAUUCAGAGGUCACCUUUUUACAAGGACAUUAUCCUGACCAUUGGGGGAUGGAAUGUGGCUAUCUGGAAGGAAGACGUUGUGAUUGGACCCCUACUUCAGUCAUGCUGUGCACCAAAAAGGUACACCUCAGGGCACUGGUCCCUGACAAGGCCUGGGGUUUUCUAUGUUGGUCGAGAAGAUGGAUACAUUGAUAUCUGGGACCUUCUGGAAAAAACGCACGAACCAGCCCAGUCACAAAACAUCUGCGUAACAAUGAUCACCUACAUCAAACCCUGGACCCUUUCUGCUAGGCAGCAAUUUAUAGCCAUAGCUGAUUAUUACGGAACGCUGCAUAUAUUAGAAAUUCCUUGGACAUUAAGUCACCCUUCUACCAAUGAGAUAGCAAGUGUUAACUACUACUUUGAAAGAGAAGUCAAGCAUCUGGAAUACGUGGAGCAGCGCAAAAAAAUUCGUGAGCAAGAAAAGCAAGAAAUGGAUCUGGAAACUGAGAAGAAAAAAGCUAAAACCUAUCACAAGUCAAAAGAACAAUUGGAGGCUGAACUGAAAAUGGACUACGACAAUUAUCUGGAACUGGAAAAGACCAUCCUCAUCAACCUCGGACUAAUCAAAGUCUCAGAGAAGGACAUCCUGUAGAAAAUCGGACUAAUCAAAGUCUCAGAGAAGGACAUCCUGUAGAAAACCUUUCUGAAAGGGUGUUUGGGGGACUGUAUGGGACUCCACCCCUCUUAUCAUUACUUUUUUACGGAACUAGCAAACUAAACAUAACUAGAUUUAUGUAUAAACGUAGGCCUUUAUUUUAUUGAUAUUGAAAUUUUUGAAUUUUAACAAUAAGGUCUGUUUCCAUUUUUGUACUAGGCUAUUAUUAGGCUGAAUAUGAAAAAAUUUUAUAAUGACAUUUUCAUUUUCCUAAAGUAAUACAGAGCUUCGUACAUCCCCUCUAACUCCCACCCCUGCUAUCCAUUCAGAGGCCCU